AUGAACCGACGAGAGCACGAUCCGCUGAAAAUGGAGCCGGUUCCCGUAACGAUCGAGCUGCUCGGGGAGGUCGUCGACGGCAGCAGCCCCCCGCGGUUGGGCCCGCUGUCGCAAGAGAGCCAGAAGAUCCUGAGACUCCCGUUGCCGCACGAGCCCCCGCGGUUGGCCCCGCUGCGGGAGCUCGUCAGGGAGAAGGCCGCGCGCCUCCGUGUGCAGAUCGAGGCGGAGUCCAUCGACGUCGACAUCGUGCGCAGCUCCGUCUGGAUCGCCGACAUGCUGUUGCAUCCGCCCCACGGCGGCUGGAUCAGCCUGCAGCACCGCGUCCAUCUCGCCGCAGGGAUACAGACGAGCAAGGAGCACUGGCGCCUCGGCGAGUCGCUGAAGAUGGUCUCGGAGAAUGAGAAAAAGGGGCACAUCGAGGUCAAGUACCGGAUCUGGGGCCGGCGCCACUUGAAGCGGGACCAGGAGGACUUGCUGGCCUCCGACGGCUUUUGGGACCGCGCGAUCGUCGGAGUGGUCAAGCUGCUCUUGGAGAACUCGGCCCGCACCAUCCGGCACCAGCUCGACGAGCAGCGGGCCAAGUUCUCCAGGCGGCUGGUGGAGUUCCUCGCCAACUGCCAGCAGGAAGAGGAGCUCCUGCCCGCUUUCGAGGACCCGCUCGUGCAGCUCCACGCCGCCCAGGUCCUGCACACGCAGAGCAAGAACAGCGUGGCCUCCUCCUCGUGCCCCGGGUUCGACAGGACUCGCGCUGCUGGGACCGCGCGGAUGCUGGCGAGGAGCCUUGAGCCGGAAUACCCCGACAGCGCCACGUUCGACCCGUACUCGAAGGUGUCGUACCGGAUUGUCAGCCGCAUCGCCGACGUGUUGCAGGGGAAGUUGAGCGGGGAUGACAACAAAACCAUCCAGGACCUGGCGCGCGCGGAGGCGGAGAUGUGGGAGCUGGGGGCGAUGCAGAAGAGCAUCCAGAAGGCCAACGACCACUUUGCCGACGAGGAUCCCGAGGUGGAGCACUUCAUCAGCGACCCGGACGCAAGGUCCAGGCACGACGGCCAGGCCGGCGGGAGCGUCCAGGUCCAGUUCGCCCCCGACGCGAGGCUGUUGCAGAUCAUCGCGAAACAUGUGCGGAAGGUAGCGAGCGCGUCGGAGUCUUGCGUCGACAAGGACCAGCAGAGGGACAUCCAAGAGAGGCUUUCCGAGUACAGCACGUUGGUCAAGGAGCAGGAAAGGAGCAUGAAGGAGGCCGAGCAGCAGGGCGUGGCGAAGCGGCCAGGCGGCGGGCUGUGGCAGCCGCAGGCCCUGGCGCUCGCCGGCGGCCCCGAGCGGUCGGGCUGGCGCUCCAAGUCCAAGGAGCCCGAGGAAGCGAGCAAGAGCCCGAGGAAGGCGAGCAAGAAGGGCAAGCAGAAGGAGCCGCAGAAAGUGCAGACCCACACCGAGAUCCUGCUGGAGUCGCUGCAACGCCACGAGUCCCUGGGCGCUUCUGGGAACGUGCAGCUGUUCACGGAGAGGCCCAGCGAGAUCCACGGCAGCGACCUGCGGAGCUGGCAGUUGUCGCCGCUCCAGGCGGCGAAGCGGUCUGCCCCGGCGGCGGCCUCCGUCGAGGAUGUCGCUCUGCAGCCAGCACGGCCGCGAUCUGGAAGUGUCUCGUCAGCAACGGCCAACUCACCAGCGCGGUCUAAGCACCAGGUUGCGCAGGGCGAACAGGUCCCGAUUUGCUUCUACAGGCUGGACAGGAAGAGCAUCCGGGCCCACGAGGGAGGCAGGAGGGGCCUCCUGGAGUUGCACUUCACCGAGGUCGGCGGCGCCCGCGGGCCGCCGCGCCGCUGGGCGGCGGCCGCGGUGGCUGCGGGCUGCCUGCGGCCGGGCGGGUGCAGGCCGAUGGCGCUGCAGGCGCACGUCAGGGAGGAGCUGCGGCGGUCGGACUCCCUCGACGCGGCCGCGACGCACUUGCUGUGGUUCAUGGGCAUGGAGGCGGACGGCGGCGGCAAGGCGUUCCCGGACCUGUUCCGGAGGUACGAGCUGAACCUCACGGGCGGGUCCUGGGCGGCGGGGGACUGCGCCGCGGGCGCCGCUGGCAGCGCCGGGGCCCUGGAGGCCUGCGUCUGCCGCAAGCUGGAGGGCCUCCGGGCCCUCUGCUCGGUGCCCCGCACGCUGCCUCGCGAGGGGGCGGCGCCGAAGGCGCAGGGCCGCUACGGCCGCCGGGCCCUGCGGGCCGCGCUGCGGGCGCUGGGGCGGCGGCAGGAGGGCGUCCCCGGCCUCGGGCUGCGGCGGGGCGCCCUGCCGAGCCCUGCGGGAGGAGGCGCGCCGGGCGGGGCCGAGGCCUUCCUCCUCGCGGGCGCGGCGGGGUCGGGCCGCGGCGAGGCCCUCAGCCCGGCCGUGCACGCCACCGCCAUGGCCACCGUGGCUCGCUGCGAGCUGGCGCUGGGGUCCCAGGUGGAGUGGUCGGCCGUUGCCCAGUGGUUCGCGGCCGCCGAGCACGCCGUGGCGCAGGCGUUGCCCCAGCAGGCGCUCACGAGCCACACGCUGGGCAUCGUGUGGGAGGCGCUGAGCUUCGCCGCGGCGCAGCUGCCUGACGAUCGCCGCGAGGAGAAGGGGGCCGCCGAAAAGGUCGUGACAACAGUCGGGAAAGCCGUUCGCCAGCAGCUCAAGAGUGCGAAGGAGGACAACAUGUGGUCAUACUCUGUGGCGUCGGCCACGGCCGUCCGCUUGAACACCUCGAGGGCGCCCCGGAGACAGCUCGAGUCCCUGGAGAAGCUGGCGAGGGCCCAUGCCGAGCGGUACCGGGACGAGGUUCUCCCAGGCAUCAACGUCAGCGAGCAGUGCACCUGCGGCCCCGUGGUCGGCCUUGCGCCCCUGGCGACGCUGCUGCAGGACUCGAGCCUCGCGCAGCUGGUGAUCGAAUUGGUGGACAAGGACAUCCGACUCUUCCAGGUGCCGCAGGACUUCGCCUCGGAGGAGGGCGCCCAGCUCGGCGCCCUGGCCGAGCCCUGGCGCCUGCGCGGCGCCUUCGUGCGCCACCCCGCGCAGCUGCAGAGGGAGGGCCGGCCCCAGAGCUUGCGCGUGGACGACACGGCCACCUGCCUGGCGGCCGUUUCCGCGGCGCUGGGCAUGGUGGAGUCCAUGCUCGGCGUCGACGACGCGGACCUGCGGCAGCAGCACCCCGGCCGCCCUGCCGGGCCCGGGCGGCCAGGGGCGCCCGCGGGGGGCGAGCUCUGA
This is a messenger RNA of Prorocentrum cordatum, 3213 nucleotides long. Lineage: Eukaryota; Dinophyceae; Prorocentrales; Prorocentraceae. The record is from the annotation of a GenBank genome assembly.